AUGAGCCGUACCGCCGCCGUCUCCGGCCCCACCGUUCAUCGCGCUGCUUGUGAACCUACCGACACCGAAUUUACCGCCGGCGCUGGCGGUUUCGACACCUUCGGCGGCCAAAUCGACGGACAAGUCUGCGAGACCGCCGUCUCCACCGCAGAAGAGCGUUCUGCGGAAUUUGCAGAGCAGAAUGGCGUGAUUGAAGAGAAGAACAUGGCGCUGAGUCUCGCGACGACCUGGAAGCUGGAAUUGACCACGGAGCACCAACUGGCCCCAACUUGCCACGGUGGUGGCACCGACCACUUGCGUCAGUUGUUGGGUCAGCUCAUGGGCGCGCUUGCGCUCGUUGAUGUUCCGCGCAAGCUGACCAGGCGGCAGAGACGAGAAAAGACCCAAUUUACGCAUUAA
This is a messenger RNA of Protopolystoma xenopodis, 399 nucleotides long. NCBI's taxonomy places the organism in Eukaryota, Metazoa, Platyhelminthes, Monogenea, Polystomatidea, Polystomatidae. The record is from the annotation of a GenBank genome assembly.